Molecule: messenger RNA, 3589 nt
Organism: Aphanomyces astaci
Lineage: Eukaryota; Oomycota; Saprolegniomycetes; Saprolegniales; Verrucalvaceae
Exons: 13
Coding region: 33-3470 (1145 amino acids)
Biological process (GO): regulation of DNA-templated transcription
Cellular component (GO): nucleus
Molecular function (GO): histone binding; chromatin DNA binding
Source: RefSeq, a predicted model, not a curated record
CGAAAACCCAUUGUUCAACCAAAGCGCGGGAGAUGAUGAUGGAGGUGUCUCCGGGAAAGACACAGCUUGGAAGCGAUAGCAUUAACGCGGCCAAGAAGGACCAUGAGGCUACCGCUGAAGAUGACGAGAUGACCCACACGGAAGACUUGGUGUUCUCUCCAUAUGUGUGCCAGUCCAUCGUCAUCGGCCAACCCCAUCCCGGAACCAUUUCUGAAGCAGCGCUGCUGUCGACGGCGCCAUUGCCGCCAUGCACAUAUCCCGUCGAUGCGUUUCCAACGGAAUUGAUCGAGCAUGGGAAGCUGACAAACUUGCAGCUCGAAGGUGUGUUGUAUGCGUGCAUGCAGCAUCAACGCGUUCUACCCAGUGGCGCGCGCAGUGGAUUUUUCCUUGGGGAUGGGACUGGUGUGGGAAAGGGAAGGCAGUUAGCCGGUAUUGUGUUGGAAAAUCUGUGCCGUGGUCGCAAGAAACACCUGUGGUUUAGCGUGUCGAAUGACUUGAGAGUCGAUGCCGAGCGGGACUUACGAGACAUUGGAUGCCACGUGGACGUGAUUGACGGGUGCCACCAACUGGAGAAAGAAAAGGCCAAGGGGUUUGGCAUGUCGUCCAAAACAGGCGUCUUGUACAGCACGUAUUCGACGCUAACGUCCAACUACAGCCAUCCCACCAAAUCCAGAUUGCUUCAAAUCGUAGCCUGGUGCGGCGGCGCGAACUUUGACGGGUGCAUUCUCUUCGACGAGUGCCACAAGGCCAAGCAUGGCGAGCUCAGCGACAAAAGUGCCACUGCGUCGUCCAAAAUCGCGUUAGCCGUACAAAAAAUCCAAGUCAUGCUGCCCAACGCCCGCGUCGUGUACUGCAGCGCCACUGGCGUCGGCGGCAUCGAGCACAUGGCGUACAUGUCUCGUCUAGGACUGUGGGGCCCAUCGACGUCGUUCCAGGGCUUUAGCGAGUUUCUGCGCACAAUCAAAAACCGAGGCAUGGGCGCCAUGGAAAUGCUGGCCAUCGAAAUGAAGCUUCAAGGAAAGUACUUGUCGCGGGGGCUGAGCUACGUUGGCGCCGAGUUUGAACUCGACACGGUGGUCCUGAGUGAUUCCCAACGGCGCCUGUACGACAACGCGGUCGCGUUUUGGAAUGUUUUGAUCCCGUCCCUCGAACGUGCGUGCAACAUUACACGCACCCGAGGCGACGCUUCCCGAGUGAUGUGGGGAUUCCACCAGCGCUUCUUUCGCCAAUUAUGCAUGUGCUUGAAGGUACCGUUUAUUGUAUCCACGGUCAAAGCCUGUUUGGCCUCGGGGCACUGCGCCGUCAUCGGACUUCAAACCACGGGCGAAGCAAGCAUGGAGCGAUGCAAUCUCGUCGACUCCAAAACCGACUCGUUGGUGUCACUAUGCGAGCGAAUUUUAAUCGAUUUGGUCACAUUGCAUUUCCCCACCAAGAUCAACAUGGACAAGCCCAACAACGUCCACGCCACGUCGCUCGACACAUUCGAACCGACCAACUCGUUUUUGACGGCCACCACCGAUUCAUUCCAAGCCGAACAAGACAUCGGACCCGUCGCGACGUUGGCCGACGGAACCAAGGAGAGCUUGGUGUGUUUGGAAUUGAAAAACUCGCUGCUUGCGACAAUUCCCACGUUGGAAUUGCCCCCGAAUCCGCUGGAUCACCUGCUGGAUGCGUUGGGGGGAGACGCCCAAGUGGCAGAACUGACGGGUCGACGGCAUCGCAUCGUGCUGUCCCACGGGGCGUACGUGAUGAAGUCUCGUGGGUUGAACCUAGACCAAGUGAACCAAGACGAACGCCAAGCGUUCAUGCGCGGCCAAAAGUUGGUGGCCAUCAUCUCGGAUGCGGCGAGCACUGGAAUUUCGUUGCAUGCUGACAGACGGUGCCAAAACCAACGGCGCCGAGUCCACAUCACGUUGGAGUUGCCUUGGAGUGCGGACAAAGCCAUUCAACAGUUGGGACGAAGCCAUCGGUCCAAUCAAUCUUGUGCGCCGAUUUACAAACUCGUGACGACGAAUUGCGGGGGCGAAACGCGAUUCGUUGCCGCCGUCGCCAAGAAAAUGAUGACGAUGGGGGCGCUGACCAAGGGCGAUCGCCGCGCCGGCAGCGGGCAAGACCUGUCAGGGUACCAUUUCGAGACCAAGUACGGGUUUCAAGCGAUCCGAGAAGUGCUUCGGUGUGUGUGCAGCGGGUACUUUGUCGAGGGGGUGGACGUCCCGGCCUUGAUCCAGGCGUGUCCAAGUCUCGUGUCGCCACUGUACAUGAACGCCAUCUUGGUUCAAAACCUCAAGAACAUUGGCUUGUACCCACCAUCGCAGUCGGUGUCUGUCAAGUUGUUCUUGAACCGCCUGCUUGGCCUUGCCCCAACGCACCAAAAUGCCUUGUUCCAUUACUUUGAAAAGGCCUUGCAAGCUGUGAUUGCCAAAGCCCAGCAAGAAGGCAAGUACGACGAAGGGUACGACGACAUCAAGGGACGAAAGGCCAUGCUCAUGAACGAAGCGGACAUUGGAAGCAACGUCACGUACUCGCACAUUCUUGUGGACCGAGGGAUCAGCUGGGACGAAGCACUUUCGAUUUACGACAACGUGGCCAGCGAGUACCAAGCCGAGUUUUACAUGAGCGACCAAAAGUACUUUGGCGAAUACUUGUACAUGUUGAUGAUCACGGGCGGCCGAUCGUGCUCGGUCAUUCGACCCAACACGGGGUACAUGUUUCUGGAGCCGACCAAGAUUGACGACAUGCGCGACAAGUACUCGACGAUUACAUCGGACAAGGCCGAGCGCGGCUGGAAACGUAUCUUUGACCAUUGCGAGUCUCGGUGUGUUCACACAAGCGGCUGCAAACAAGGCGAGACCUGUCGCGUGGGCAUUCGCAAACUGCAGUACCAUCUCGUCAGCGGGUCAUUGUUGCCUAUUUGGAAAGUCCUCGAGCACCUCGUCACGGGGCAAACAGACGUACACACCAACAGCAACAGCGCCGCCCUGCGCAUCGUCCGCAUCACGCUCACAAACUCUGCCAAACAAAAGCUGGUCGGUGUCAACUUUCCGCCCGACUUGAUCUCUACCUUGCAAGCCACGCUCAUGACGCUGGCGGCCAACACGAGCACCCAUGUCGACCCCGUGACUCCCAUCGACAUGAAAACCAAAGAGCGCGUGUGCCAAGCCAAGCGCACCAUGUUGACCUUCUUUGCGCCCCAACCUGGCGCUGCCUCGUCGUCAUCCAAGCGACAACGUGUGGACGAAACCCCAGCAACUGUGGGUACUUCAACGACGUCACAGCCGUCGUCCAUGACACCAGCAGCCAAGAGCGGCCGUGAGUUCAAGAAGGCAUCGCCCCCGACAAAACAGCGCCCUGUAUCGGCAUAUUUUGCCCCGAGCAUCAUCCAUCCCGUCGCCGCCCCGCCGCCAGUCAAGACGGUACUACACACAUCAGACUCGUGCAUCGAUUUGGUUAGCAGCGACGACGAAUUGUAAUCAGAAGCCCCCCCCCGCGCCAUCUUCUCAUUCGAAUGCCAUUGGUUAACGUUCCUUUCUAACGUUGUUAUUAAUCCUGGAUUCUGACGGCAGAGUUGGCACAACGCGGUGUGUGUUUG